UGUGUUCACACUGAGGACAGGAAGACGACACCGGAAACUUAUGUGCUGACAAUCUAGACAGUAGUAGCUUACAAGUUAUUCAACAAUCUCGACGAGAUGUUUGCAGCUGUGCUGUUUAUAACAGAGAUUUACACAGCAUUGGGAUUCAAUAUAUACACUGAGCCAGUGGGCAAUUUUACAAACGAUGACCCGCUGUUUGGCCAAACCAUUAUUCAGUCACAGGAUGGACUUUACGUUCCUUCUCCAACCUCUGGAGACGUUUUCAGAUGCAAAGAGAAUAUAUGUACCAGUAUGAAUAUUAAUGACGUAACAAAAGGCUUGACUCCAAUUGCAUCUGUAGCAUCCAGGUUGAAGGAUGAUGAGGAGCACUUUCUGGUUUGUAAGCAAGUUCAGACAAGGAAUUCAUCGACUGAGUAUUUCAACGGAAACUGUACAUUUAUAUCUGAUGAUCAUAAAAAGAGCAAAAUCUAUCCUGUUAAUUUGGUUUUAGAGCUGCAGAAUCCAAAUGCUACCAACAACAACAACAACAACAACAACAAUAACAACAGAUAUCAAGCCAGUCGAAUGUCUCAAGACAAGUCGAGGAAGAGAAGAGCUGAAGAGGAUGACACAAUUGCUGAAGAUGCAGGGACGGAGAUCGCUUUUGUGCUUGACGGCUCUGGUAGCAUUGACAAGGAGGAUUUUGUAAGGGCAAAAGACUUUAUAAGUAACGUGAUGAAAAAUGUUUGGACAACAUGUUUCAGUUGCAACUUUGCAAUAGUGCAGUUUGGGAGAGACAUAAGAACAGAACUCUCUCUACAAGAAAAUAAUGACAGUAACAGUGCCUUGGAUAAGGUGAAGAAAAUAAAACAGAUUAAUGCAAUCACCAAGACUGCCUCAGCCCUCUACCAUGUUCUCACAGACAUUUUUGUUCCUCAAAAUGGAUCAAAAAAGAAUGCAAAAAAAAUGAUUAUCCUACUGUCUGAUGGAGAAAUGUCAGGAGAUACAAGAAACCUCAGCGAUGUUUUGAACAUGCCACAGAUGAAUGGGAUUACUCGCUAUGCCAUAGGAGUGGGGUCAGAGGUCCUGAAUAAAUCAAAAGCAAUAAAAGAAAUGAUAGAAAUUGCUGGCAGCAGUGAAAGAUUUUUCAGAGUUUCUAAUUAUGCAGCCUUGGAAAAAAUUCUGUCUUCUUUGGAAAACAGCAUAAUUGCAAUUGAAGGCUUACAAAAGGGAGCAGGUUUUGAAUUUCAGCUUGCAGAGGCUGGAUUUAGCUCUCACAUUACGCGUGAUGGUUCAAUCCUUUUUGGUGCGGUGGGGGCCUAUGACUGGAGUGGAGGGAUCAUUUUAACAAAAAAUAACAAGGAACCUUUGACAUUUUUUAAUGCAUCCAAGGAAGAACCCAGAUUUUCCUAUUUAGGUUACAGUGUGACAUCAGCAAAUACAGACUCAAAAACACUGUAUAUAUCUGGGGCUCCCAGGUACAACUUGACUGGUGCAGUGUUUAUUUUUAAUGGGAACAAUCAAGACAUACUACAAGGAGAUCAGGUAGGGUCUUACUUUGGAUCAGUUCUCUGUGUCUUGGACGUCAAUCAUACAGAUUAUCUUCUGGUUGGAGCUCCACAUUUCCACGUAAAAGGGGAAGAGGGCAAAGUGCUGAUUUACAAACUGAAUAAAGGGAAAUUUGAGAAAGAAGCAUCUGAAUUGCGAGGACUAGAAAAUUACGUACGUGCAAGGUUUGGCUCUGCCAUUGCUGAUAUUGGAGACAUUGAUGGGAACUUAAUCAGAGAUGUGGCAGUGGGAGCUCCACUUGAAGAAAAUGAUGCAGGAUGUGUCUACAUAUUUAACGGAUUCGAACACGGGAUAAACAAACAGUUUUCACAGAGAAUCACACCCUCAGACUUCGGUUUUAAACUUGUGCACUUUGGCCAGGCAGUGAGUGUCAUGCCUUCAGCGGAAAACAAACAACCAGUUAUCAGUGUUGGGAGUGAAGGUGUCAUAACUUUCUUUAAGACAAUCCCUGUUAUAAUUAUUAAGCCGGCAAUAAAGGUUGACCAUAAAAUAAUUCCCCUUGAUAAGCAGAACACUGAAGACUCAAGCAAAUUUAUACUUAAGCUUACGAUUUGCUUCAAUACACCAAGAGGAGACAUUAAGUCUGGUGAGCUACCAAUAGAGUACAAGGUUGAUUUGGACUCAGGUAAAGAACAAAAGAGACUGGAGUAUAGCAUGCCUCAAGGAGGGAAAAUGAGCUUUAUUCUAAAAAACACCCAAACCUGCAUUGAAGAGAGAGAUCUGAAAUAUUUGGGCUGCUCUGAUUGUUACUCACCUAUCAAGAUCAGGGUGAAUUUUGCAUUAAUUCCAUCCAGCACUACACCUAUACGAGUUCUUGAUGCAUUUUCCCCAACAGAGGCCACAGAAGAGAUUGUGUUUGAAAGAGAUUGCAGGGAUCAGCAAUGUAAGGCUGAAAUUUCAUUGAACACCUCAAAACUCAGCCAUGACAUUGUAGUAAUUGGCUCCAGUCAAACUUUGGAUGUAAAGUUUAAUCUGAUGAACUCUGGAGACAAUUCCUAUAUGACCACUCUGACUCUCACGUAUCCUGAAAUGCUAUCUUUUAAGAAAUCUGAAGGUGGAACAUGUGAGGAUAAAAAUGACAUUCAUCAAAUAGUGUGUAAACUUUUGCACCCCAUAUUCAGAUGGAAUGAACAGACCAGUGUUACCAUCAGUUGGCAGCCGAUCAACAGAAAGACAAACGGCACAGAUUCAAUUACUGCUCACUUAACAGGUGGAAAUAACGGCAGUGAGGUACUCGAUUAUAAGACGUAUAGUUUCACAGUGAAGAAAGCCCUUGACGUUCAGUUUAUCGGCACAGUCAUGCCAAACAGACUAAAUAUUACAGAGGAAGAAGAAAGCAGUACACAAUUGCUAAAUUUCAAUUUUAAGCUGCAAGGACAAAACACAUAUAAUGCCAAAAUAACUGUGAAAAUUACAAUUGAAAAUCACACAAGCAAAUCACAAAUCAUCAUCAAGAGUAUUCAACCAAAGAACUGUACAUGGCCCUCUGGUGGAAAAAAUAUGAAAACCUACCAGGUGUUAUGUACUAUGACAAAGUUGCAUGAAAUUAACAUUAUGGCCGAAACGCAUAUCCGAGACAUUGAGGGUACAUCUGAAAGGAUCAUUGCCAAAGGAAAAAUGACAUUUAAUGAGAGCAUUUAUGAUGGAACAAACAUUCGAACAAGACAUCAACAGGUAGACGUUUUACUUGUUAAGCUGACUGUGGUGAAGUCAACUGCUCUUAUUGUAGGCAGCUCCAUUGGAGGGUUUGUCCUUCUUAUCUUCAUUAUCAUUAUUCUCUUCAAGUGUGGAUUUUUCCGCCGACGCCAUAAGAUUGAUCGCAAACAGAGUACAAACUGAAGACAUGCACAACACUGACCUGAUAAUUACUUACCGUUGUCUUUAUUAGAUGUCUGCACAAAUGUUUUAUUAUUAUUAUUAUUAUUAUUAUUAUUAUUAUUAAUGUUAUUAUUACAGUUAAAAUUGUAAACGGUUUUUGUAAUGCUGUGUAUAUAGCGGUUGACUAAAAAAAAUUAAGUUAAAAUUCUGUUACAUUUACAGAAAUGCAGAAACGAAUAACAGAGCCUGUGUUUAGCACAUAAAUAAGAAAUAUUUAUAUACACUGAAAAAAAAUGCCCUUGGCUUAUUGCUUAACUCUGUGUUUUUUUAUACAUAUUUACCAUUAUUUGUUUGUUUUUUCAUUUAGAAUGUGAUUGCCUAACUGAAAUAAUGAGUAUAUCUAUGAUUUACUGGGGAAAUAAAUAAGGAUUAAUUGUGA
Molecule: messenger RNA, 3805 nt
Organism: Tachysurus vachellii
Lineage: Eukaryota; Metazoa; Chordata; Actinopteri; Siluriformes; Bagridae
Gene: itgae.2
Product: integrin, alpha E, tandem duplicate 2
Exons: 32
Coding region: 97-3387 (1096 amino acids)
Biological process (GO): cell adhesion mediated by integrin; cell-matrix adhesion; cell-cell adhesion
Cellular component (GO): external side of plasma membrane; integrin complex
Molecular function (GO): integrin binding
Source: RefSeq, a predicted model, not a curated record